GAUGAGGAGUGUAAGAGUUAACUAACUCCAGAAGAUGGCAAUAGAGCAACACUAGGAUGAAAACCACCGAAGAAGAAGAAGAAGAAGAAGAAGAAGAAGUCUGCCCCCUCUCUUGUAUUUCCAAAGAUGCUCCAUAAACCGUCUCUGGUGUUUCACUCAGUAGGUUUAUCCUCCGAUGUCGUGGUUGGGGGUUAGGUAAACUUGUGUUUAGGUGUGACACAUUUUAAGUUCUGGGAUCAGGUCAAAGAGCGGAAACAGACUUCCACACAACACCGGCUCAGUCGACCCUCAUUGUCCGAACGCCAUGCUUCCCAGGGUGGGUAAAGCGUUUAUAGUCCGGAUGCGGUUCAACUGGCGGCCGCUUUUCGAGGGCCGGUCACUACUGUUCACAAACAUCCUGAGCGGAGGAGUAAUAUUGGGGCUAGGAGACAUCGUGCAGCAGAGCCGGGAGAUCUUCAAGAAGCCAGACAGAGUCCGAGACUGGAGGAGGACAGGCUGCAUGUUUACAGUGGGCUGCUCCAUGGGUCCAUUGCUGCAUUACUGGUACAUCUGGCUGGACAGAGUGCUCGUGGGUAACACUCUGAAAAUGGUGGGCAAGAAAGUUGUGGUGGACCAGCUGGUCGCCUCACCGUUUCUGGGGAUGUGGUAUUUUUUAGGUAUGGGUCUCAUGGAGGGUGAAUCUUUAUCCGAGGGAUGGCAGGAGUUUAGAAACAAGUUCUGGGAAUUUUACAAGAUGGACUGCUGUGUUUGGCCUGCAGCUCAGACGAUCAACUUCUAUUUCCUCUCCCCCAAAUUCCGCGUUGUAUACAUCAACUUUGUCACCUUGGGGUGGGACACCUACCUCUCCUACCUCAAACACAGGGACGACAGCCGCCCCACUGAGCUGGUAUCCGACAGCAGUGCUCUGGAUGUACAGCCGCUGGUGCUCCCACCAUCCAAACCUCUGGAGGAGAAAGCUUAGAGACUGAGUUCAUGCUCAACUGUUGGUAGUUUAUGGGAAGCAAAAUAACAUUUUGCUGUAUUUAUCUGUUCAGACGUAUUUUUAGCCUUUGCAAAAUGUUGCAAGACUUUUUUCCUCUGACAAAUCGUUCUUCUCUCAAGUUUAAAACGACCACAUGCUCUGUCUGAACUCAGAGAAGAUGUGGAUGGUAAAGUGGAAGUGCUGGAACACUUUUCCCUUCAUGUCUGGAGAGUUUUAAUUUGUCGUCUCUCCAAUUAGUUUAUUUAUAUCUGAAUGAUGUGCACUCCCGUAGGAACAUUCAGGGAUGAAAAGCUGUUUCACUGUCUGUUAUUCUAAUGCCUCUGAUGCGAGUGGCUCUCUUUGUGUCACAUCCGAGGCACGAGUGUAACUGCUGCUACCAACACGACCUUCAGCGAGACACUUGUUCUCGCUGUACAUUUUUCGCUAUUCACGUGUCACGGCGCGGCAAUAUUGGACGUUCAGAGCAAGUGCUCUGGAAGUCAGCAAAAAUUCUGCGCACGAAGGAGGACCGGGUGAAAGGGUCAAACAAUCUCAUGACUUUCCCCCAGGUGACCGCUGUCCCGUGUAAAACCAAAAGUCAACGUUGACUUAUUAACGUUGACUAACUUAUAUACGUAACUUUACUUACGUAAACAAUGCACUUAUUUUAACCCCAUCCACGACCUCUUCCAUAACUAACCAAGUCGUUAGUUUGAAUUCACAACGUUAACCACGUGUUUAAAACUUGAAGGAAAGGUCGUUAACGGUGGCCCACAUUGUUAUUGUUGCACUCAAAGAUUUAAACUGUCAAACAUUCAACAGAGUUGCAUUCCUUUUUUUUUUUUUUGAUGUUUUAUGUUUCUGCUUUGACAUGAAAUAAUCAUUAUUGAUGUGAAACAGCUUUGUUUUUAUCUCUUAUUAUAUUAACCAGUGCAAACUUUGCCUUAAUAUGUAAACCCUUGCUACACAUAUUCAUGCCAAAUAAAUAACCUCGUCUUCAGUUUCCCACUGUGUGAUUAUGUGCUUAAAGAUGAUCUAUAGGAAAAUUGUUAUUAGAUAUAAGAUUUAUAUUUUUAUCAAACUGAAUCCUCAACUGUUUGUGUAAACCUGAAUCAAUUCAUUUAUUUUCAAACUGCAGAAGUUUUAUACUAGUGACUGUAAAUGUGACUUGAUGAACUGUACUGUAUAUCUCCAACUGCUCAUUUAUGAACGAAGAGCUUUUAGAUUUGUCAUAUCGGGUGAUUAAUCAGUAUAUGUGAUGAUAAACAAAGCUGCAUAAAUGGUGUCAACAUGAAUGUGAAAUCUGUAAAGCAAUAUGUUCUGUAUAUACGUCUUUGGUGUUGCUACUGUGUUCAUAUAACCAUCCAUUUGAACUCCCAAUUGUCUUGACAUAGAAUGUAUAAUUAGAAUAAUAAUGUGUGUAAAGAACUUAAAGCCUUAAGAAAUGCUGAUGAGUUGCAUUUGUUUUGUUGUUGAACUACAUGAAAUUCUGUCAAGGCUGCGAAGACCAACGUGCAGUAGUUUGCAAUGUUCCCUAGAAUAAUAAAAUGUGGACAAGCAGAGAAU
Messenger RNA from Cottoperca gobio, 2527 nucleotides. RefSeq names its product MPV17 mitochondrial inner membrane protein like 2 (gene mpv17l2). The coding region runs from base 305 to 961 and encodes 218 amino acids. Gene Ontology annotation, biological process: mitochondrial ribosome assembly. Gene Ontology annotation, cellular component: membrane; cytoplasm; mitochondrion. The record is from RefSeq and is a predicted model, not a curated record. The transcript has 6 exons. Lineage: Eukaryota; Metazoa; Chordata; Actinopteri; Perciformes; Bovichtidae.